Somion occarium is the source of this 856-nucleotide messenger RNA. The record is from the annotation of a GenBank genome assembly. NCBI's taxonomy places the organism in Eukaryota, Fungi, Basidiomycota, Agaricomycetes, Polyporales, Cerrenaceae.
AGGGCGUCUAUGAGCGUGCAGUGCUUCAGUCAGGACCUCCACUCCUUCACCUCGACCAACAUACCCGCCGCUCUCGCUAAGUACUCGUCGUAUAACUAACCCUCGCCAUGAUCAAGAUAUGGAGUAUGAAGAAGAGUGAGGAUGCAGCGGCGAAGAAGAAACCAAAGACCAGUGCUGCUCAGAUUCGUGUGCAGAAAGAUCUUACCGAGCUCGAGCUACCGGAAACGAUGAGGACACAUUUCCCUGAUCCAAGUGAUCUCCUCAACUUCACCCUUACAAUCACCCCCGAUGAGGGCAUGUACAAGGGCGGAUCUUUCACCUUCUCCUUCGCGAUCAACACCAACUACCCCCAUGAGCCACCAAAGGUCAAAUGCAUACCGAAGAUCUACCAUCCUAAUGUUGAUCUCGAUGGCAAUGUCUGCCUGAACAUUCUGCGUGAGGAUUGGAAACCUGUCCUCAACCUAAACUCCGUCAUGGUCGGCUUGCAAUAUCUAUUCCUCGAACCUAACGCAGAUGACCCUCUGAACAAAGAGGCGGCAGAGGAGUUGCGCCGCAACAGAGACCAGUUUGUAUACAAUGUCAGACAAGCGAUGCGAGGCAACAAUGUCAAGGGUAUCCAGUAUGACAGGGUGGUCUCAUUUUAGAACCCCUUCCCGUGUCUGUCAGCAUCCUGCUUUCCUUGCUGUAAUCUCUGCUUCUCGUUUUGACGAUGGUCGUCUAGACGCAUAGAGGGAUUGUUUUGUAUUUUUGCUCCUUGUUCUCCCACAUCACAUUUUCUCUCAUACAACUGCAUCUUACAUGUAAUCUUUUCCAUUCACCUUAUUCUUCCGGGUCAAUUCAAGUUAUUGUACUGUAU